Lodderomyces orthopsilosis Co 90-125 is the source of this 333-nucleotide messenger RNA. RefSeq lists its product as uncharacterized. NCBI's taxonomy places the organism in Eukaryota, Fungi, Ascomycota, Pichiomycetes, Serinales, Debaryomycetaceae. The record is from RefSeq and is a predicted model, not a curated record. Bases 1 to 333 code for a protein of 110 amino acids. The transcript has a single exon.
AUGAGUGAGAGACCAGAAGAUGAACUACUGGCGCUAUUCACGUUAAUUUCUUCACUUACGGAUAAGGUCAACGAAUCCGAUGAUGCAAUAACCAAAAUCAAUCAAAUUGUAAAGAGUUUGGUGCCUGAACAAGAUUAUAAUCGAUUGAGUAAGGAGGAGCCAACAACAAGCCAUACAGAUGACACCGACGACGAGAUGAAACAGCUUGAACAACAAAGGUUGCAGUUGGUUAUGGAAUUACAGAAGCAUGAUUACAUAUCGGGUAAAUUGCAAGAGUUGGUGAAAGAAAAUCAAGAACUUCUAGAUACAAUAAAAGAUUAUAUUGCAAAGUAA